Messenger RNA from Exophiala xenobiotica, 2100 nucleotides. RefSeq lists its product as uncharacterized. The transcript has a single exon. Gene Ontology annotation, cellular component: cytoplasm; nucleus. The record is from RefSeq and is a predicted model, not a curated record. Bases 10 to 1995 code for a protein of 661 amino acids. Gene Ontology annotation, molecular function: GTPase regulator activity. Lineage: Eukaryota; Fungi; Ascomycota; Eurotiomycetes; Chaetothyriales; Herpotrichiellaceae.
UUAGGCAAAAUGGACAUGUUCCUGGGGAAAGUGACCCAGCAGGCGAUGAACUAUGCCAUCCGGUCUGGACUCACCUUGACCGCGACCUACGCUAUCAGACAAUCAAACAGAUACCUCAGGAAUGCACCCAAGAGCAGUGUGAAGGACGAGCUUAUUGCACUCCAACACCGUCUCCAGCACAAAAUAAGCAUCAUCUCGCCAGCUAUCGACAUGAUCGAACUCAUCGCCGCACGAGGCAACACAUCUCUGGAGUCCGCAGUGGCCUUGACCAAAGAACUGCGUCUGGACAUCCAGUCCCUCGGUCAACGACUAGCUAAGGCGGCGGCUGCUGAGGAGAGUGCUGCUAGAAGUAGCAAACUCAGCAGCCAGAUGAAGACCCAGAACGAGUUCGAAAUGAAGCUUAUUGUCAACGACAUGAAGCAACUGCUGAGCCGUAUCGAGGACGCGAUUCCUCUCAUCAACCUAGCCAUCGCCACAUCCGGCGCAAGUCUCUCAACGUCUCUUCCUCAUACAGUCUCCCCAUCUCGACUACUACAAGCCAGCACCUUCCUCACAGCAGGCGAUACACAAUACUCACUAUCUCCACAAAACGCUGUACAGAUUGGCCCAACGUUCACUUUGACAGUGUACAUGCUAUUUGCCGGCCAUGAUCGGCCACAAAAUGAAGAAGAAAUACGAGAAACCACCUGGAAAGAAGUAAUUCACAAGGCUCGAGUCAAAUUACGCCGAGUCCCGCUCGAUGUCGUGGUCGGUACGGGCUCCGGUUCAGACGCCGUCCCCUCGGUCGAGAUCGUCUCACCAGGUUCUGUAUCGGACGUGGACACAUCCAAAGUCAUACCCGCAGAUUCCCGCAGUGACGAGUACGCCUACCAGAUGAUGAUCAUUGAAGACUUGGACGACGACCGCGUACACGAUUUUGAGGAAGACCAAGCCCGCCCAGGGCCCUUUGAUGAUGUCAGACUCGCUGGCAUGCGAGAGAUGAUACCAAUCCACGAAAUCUCGAAGAUCUUCUACGCUGACACAAGUAAAGUUCUCAACAUCGGUUCCGAUGCAGAGAGCAACCAUCCCGUCCUUCUGCUCAAGCGCGACGUCAACGCCGUGCCCCCACGAAGAAUGGUGGAAAAAGAUAGCCCGACGGACGUGCACCCCGAUCAAACGCGCCGAGAACCAGAAUAUUUCGACACGGAUCGUGAUCGUCGUCAGCGCGAUCCGUGGCGCUUCCCGCCCUCCUUGGAUCCAGAGUGGAUUGCGUUCGAAGUGUACACAGAAUCCGACGCUGAGGAUUCCGAGUCUGAGGCCGAAGAAGCAGAUACAUCGCGUGGUGAUGUCGAUGUCGAGACUUCGCAGUUGUCGGAUUCAGUCUCGAAGAUGCGCAUCAGCAACAACAAUAGUCCAGCACCACAGCUCCAACCACGACCAAUCACGAACCAGACUGCUCCAUGGAUCAACGCGAUCAAAACGUCCCUGUCCCUCCUCGAGCUGUUGCUGCGACUCACGUCGCUCCAGCAGUUCCAACAACAAUCACACCUGAGCAUUACUGAUGAGCUGCUCAAUUUCUUCCUCGAGGAGAGCGCGACGACCGGCGCCGGUGGAGAUGAGAACUACAGACAAGCUCUCCGCGCCGAGGCGAGACGAAGAGUAGGCUGGGAUCCGUACGAUGAGAGUCCAAUGAAACGACGGGGCGAGGAUUAUCAGUAUCAGUAUUAUGCUGGAAGCCCGAGUCCGGGACCGCCGAUGAGCCCGCGGCUGCAGAAUGGGGCGUGGAGUCCGCGCGAGGCGCAAACCCGCUCGAUCACGGCGGUUUCGGAUUACCAGGCGUCGCCGUCGCCGUCGCCGUCGCCGUCACCGCGCCUGGGAGACGGGCCCAGAGGGAGUAGGGCGUCAUGGUUGAAGAGGCAGGAUGAGACUGCGAGGAAGGGGAGUCCGCUACGGCCGCAAACUGCGCUCACAGACGAGGGCAUCGGGACGAGUCCGGCUAGUAGGGAAGGGAGUUGAAGAGUGUGAUGAACGCUAUGAUGGGAGGAGGGGUAGUCCCGGAAUGAGUCACGAUAGAAGAACAAAAUUAGAUACCCCGAGGGAAAAUGCUAUUACUUGAAGAUA